Molecule: messenger RNA, 420 nt
Organism: Colletotrichum scovillei
Lineage: Eukaryota; Fungi; Ascomycota; Sordariomycetes; Glomerellales; Glomerellaceae
Product: amino acid permease
Exons: 1
Coding region: 1-420 (139 amino acids)
Biological process (GO): amino acid transmembrane transport
Cellular component (GO): membrane
Molecular function (GO): amino acid transmembrane transporter activity
Source: RefSeq, a predicted model, not a curated record
AUGGAGACUACCAGCGAGAAGCUAGAAGGGAGGCCAGAGAGAGCAGGAGACCCCGCGCACAUCGACAUCGAGCUAGCAACGACAACAAGAAGCGCAACAGUAGCGGACCUCAAACAACAACAAGAGCUACAGCACAUCGGAACACUUGACCGGAAACUGAAGUCGCGGCAUGUUCAAUUCCUGGCUCUGUCGGGAGCCAUCGGCACGGGACUUUUCGUCGGCAGCGGCCAAGUUCUGUCGCUGGCCGGGCCGUUGUCCGCCUUCAUCUGCUAUGCGGUGACCGGGUUCAACCUCUACUGCGUGAUCAACUGUCUCGGUGAGAUGGCUGCAUGGCUUCCGAUUCCGGGAGCUGUGCCAAUCUUUGCUGCGCGGUUCGUUGAUCCCGCGUUGGGGUUCACUCUGGGAUGGAACUACUGGUAA